Kickxella alabastrina is the source of this 2043-nucleotide messenger RNA. RefSeq lists its product as uncharacterized. The transcript is spliced from 2 exons. The coding region runs from base 374 to 1837 and encodes 487 amino acids. Gene Ontology annotation, cellular component: Ubp3-Bre5 deubiquitination complex; cytosol; ribonucleoprotein complex. Gene Ontology annotation, molecular function: mRNA binding. The record is from RefSeq and is a predicted model, not a curated record. Gene Ontology annotation, biological process: protein deubiquitination; ribophagy. NCBI's taxonomy places the organism in Eukaryota, Fungi, Kickxellomycota, Kickxellomycetes, Kickxellales, Kickxellaceae.
AAGUUACCUAUUUUUUUGCCAUUUUUUACUGUAUUUUUCACAUUGCUAAUCCUGAAUUCGUGAGCUUUUUCUCUCUUUUUUCCAACUUUAUUUGCGCCUCGCCGUCUUCGUACCUUUCAAGGUCUUUGCACACACGCAACAUUUGCUUGUUUAGGAUACUCAUUUAUCUCAAUUAGGUCUUUUUAUAAAGGUACCUUAAAAAGGCUUGCUUCAUUUCGGUCUUUCUUUUUAAAUUAACCCAACACAACCACUUCCCACCUUUAACUUUUCAAUCUUGCUGACUCUUUUUCUAUUAUAUUCUCUUCUCUUCUUUACUUUAUUCUUUCCAAAAUUUAGUUUUUUUCUCUCUUUUUCAAUUUAAAUUCUCCAAAAAAUGUCGACUCAGCAUCAACAGCAGCAACAACCCACAGCUAACGGCACCGCCCCCGCCUCGUCAGAGGGCCGGAAGGUUGCCACCCAGGAAGUCGGGUGGAUGUUUGCCAACGAGUAUUAUACAAUCAUGAACAGGGAACCCCAGAGGCUGCACUGCUUCUACGCCAAAAAGUCUACUGCCAUCCAUGGAACCGACGGCGAAGUUGUCAAGCAGGCCAACGGCCAGCAGGAGAUUCGUGCUGUUAUUGAGGCCGGCGAGUUCAAGGGCCGCAAGGUUCAGGUCACCAACGUCGACACGCUGGCUUCGAUUGAUGGCAGCAUCAUUGUUCAGGCCAUCGGCCAGAUGGACACCAAGGACGGAACUUCCUACCAGCGCUUUGCACAGACCUUCCUCCUUGCUGAGCAGCAGGGCGGAUACUACCUCCACAACGAUAUUAUGCGCUAUCUGAGCGACGACACGGAGGAUCGCGAGCCCGCCGCUGAGCCUGUCUCUGAGCCCAUUGCUGCCGCUCCUGCCGUCGAGGCCUUCAAGAAGGACGAGAGGGUUGAAGCCGACGAGAUUUCCAAGAAGGUUGAGGAGACUCCUGCUGUCGAGGCUGCCCCCGUAGAGGCCGCUGCCAAGGUCACUGCCGACGCCGCUGUGGAGGCCAUUGCCCCCGCCCCCAAGGCCGAGGUUGCAAAGGCCCCUGUUGAGGCUGCUAUUCCUGUUGUUGAUACUACAGUUGCUGUCAAGCCCGAGCCCAAGGCUCCCAGGGCUCCCAAGGAGAAGCCCGCCGCCGCACCUGCUCCCAAGGCCGAGGAGAGGCCCGCGCCUGCGCCCGCGCCCGCCAAGCCCACAACAUGGGCUGGUCUUGCCGCAGUCAACAGCAACAAGUGGAACAAUAACACCAUUGCCAAGGUCGAGGGCACCGUAGCCCCCGCCACCCCCACUACCUCGGCCCCCACCGUCACCAACCCCGCUGCUUCCGACGCCCCGCGUACCAGCACCCCUGUUCCCUCUACCCGCGGCCACCAGCAGCGCAGAAAUGAUUCUCUUUCGGUAUUCCUGAAGAACAUCCCGCAGGUUGCCACCAUUAUUGCAAUCAAGGCCGGAUGCAAGAACUUUGGCCCCAUCACCAGUGUCGACUUUACCCUGCACAAGACCACUGGUGUAGUAGAGUUUGCCACGGAGGCUGCCAAGCAGGCUGCUCUGCGUGCCGGGUCUGCUGUUAUUAGCGGCGGGCAGGUGGUUAUUGAGGAGCGUCGUAACCGUCAGCAGGGUGGUCGUCGUGAGGGCGCCCCUAAGCAGGUCGGGCAGGGCCCAGCGCCUGCGCGCAAUGGUUCGGGCGAAUUUGAGCGCGUCAACUCUUCCCGUGGCUCCCGUGGUCGUGCCCCUGCUGCUGGCAGCGCUACUGCCAAUGGUGCUGCUGCUACCUCUAACGGAACUUCCAACCCUGGUAACCGCGCUCGCGGCGGAAAGCAGUAAAUCUAUUUUUUUCGAGGGGGAAAUGACGUUUCAGCGCCAAAAAAGUACAACUGGUGAUGAGGAUAAGGAUCAACGGAGGGAGCAAGGAUGGCUCAAGGUCAAAAAGGUGGGAAGUAAAUUUAAAGGGACGAUAUCCCGAAUUUUUUUGUUAUUUGAGUGAAAUAUCAUUAUUAUGUUGAUUUAAUAUAAAUGGUAUAAACGAUUUC